Messenger RNA from Amoebophrya sp. A120, 2480 nucleotides. The record is from the annotation of a GenBank genome assembly. Lineage: Eukaryota; Dinophyceae; Syndiniales; Amoebophryaceae.
UUGUAGUUCUUCGCGAUCUUCUUGCACCAUCUCACACCACGUAGACCACAAAAUGCGGGUAACCAACUCACUGGCACUAACGCUGCUGCUCCUGCUCCUCCUCCGAGCACAAACGGUGUUGUCAGCGCAACCGCAGCAUGUGCCGGUCAAGAUACCACGAGCGGGCAGCUGCACCGCGAAGCUGCAAGUGGGUCAUGAUAGCGCAAGAACGCCUCUAUUAGCAAGAGAAGGACCACAGAGAGUGGUUUUUAACGCAGCCGACAGCACGGAAGCUGCAGCUCGCGGUCCAACACGUGCGCCGUCAAGUGGCUCGUUCUUUGACGAGAAACCCGGUAAUUUAUUCAAUUGUGGGAAAGAACUUGCCCGGGGCAGCACGAGCACCAGUGCAACUACUACAUCUUCUGCGGCACGACCAGGUGCUGGUGAAGAGAUGCAACAUACCGCCCAAGAGGUCCUUGACUUGAUAGCGCAUGUGCUGGCGCAAAGCCGGGGGAUAAUUGAGUUGUUUACUAUGUACAACAGCACGGACGUGGAGGGCGAAGCCGGUCUCUGCCGCGAGGAACAAGAAGAUAUUAAUCUUGUCUUUUCGCCGCGGACGGAGCGAGAACCGGAGCCGGAGACCGAGUCGCAUCUUACCUGCGGUUCCUCCACCGGGGAGAGUCGAGAAACGAAACCGGAGCCGGAGAGUUUGGAAUCCGUGAAAGUUUUUUGUUCGAGAAAAUCACAAGUGCAGAAGGAGCAGUUGUUGCAGCUCCUGGAAACAGACGAAUUUUUCGAGGACAUUCUGGCGAGCGAAAUCAUCUAUCACAGAGAAAAAGGUAUCAACUUCUACAGGGCAUCUUCGUUGUAGAAUGAAGGAAAAACAAAAGUAAAAGUUUUGUCUUGCAUUACCUAAGCACCAUGCUAUCGGCCUAACCGUGACGGUUUAUUUUUUGUAUGUUUAUUCAUUUGUGCAAUACAAGCGUGCCCUGGUUGUAACUUUUUUUUCUGGGAUAUCGUCCCAAGACUGCGGAAAUUCAACUACGGGCAGCUGCGGCGCUUUUUCCCCGGGGUGGAGACGAAAAAACUGCUUUUGCUGCUCAUCAAGGCGUACGAGGAAUUUGAACAUGGCAAGCAUAUCGUGGAAGCUGCUUCUGACCUGACUGGAAUAUGACCUGCAUAGAAUAAAUGGAGUCUCGUCGCUUCAGGAUCAGAUUCAGAAGACAAGUGAUGCAACUCGGCAGGCAUCUGCGACAAGAUUCAGAUUGAUAGAUGUUUUUUCGGCUGACCCCCGGCGACCGGAAUAAAAUGCUGAUAGUUUAGAAUAGUCGCAACUUCUAAGUAGAUACGUGGCCUCUCAAGCCCGCCUGAAGCAACGGCAAGAACAUGUUUUGCACUACAUACCCGAGGACGUCGAAGGCAUCGUCAUCAUCCUCCUCCGGCUCCACUAUUGCUCUCCUUCCGGGAGUUUUCUUAUACCGCAACAUGGCGGAGGCGGUACUCGAUCAGAUCAAAGAGUGGCUGGAAGAGCUGUUGGGAGACGAGCUGGAGGAACAGGACCACCAGGAGGGCACGAUCAUAAGCGCUCUCGAUGCAAAUUUCUCCUCCGGAAGGCUUGUCUCGCCCGGAUCGGGGUUGUCGUCCUCCUUGUCCUAUGUUGUGUACAUAAAGUAUCGUCCGCUUAAGUAAUUGCAGGAAGCAUGCACCAUAAAAACAAACUUCUUUCUUACGCUUAAUCUGCGUUAGCGCGCCGAGCCAAGUGUAGUUUAUGAUGUUGCGGCAAAAAUUUCCACUAGGGGCCAGAUGCUUUUGAAUUGCAUAUCUUCGGCAGGUCGGCGGGGAGGUCGAAUGGCGCGUUGGGCGAGGAGGCACGGGGAGGUGCUGGCUCUUCUUCGCGGGGGCAGCAGUCAUCAUCUGCAGCGGACUAUCCUGUGUAAAAAGCGUCCCCGUCCUCCCAGAGUCAAGGUGGGGAUUUUCGAUUGUGCAACACAAAACUAUUUUCCAGGAGUUGUAGGAGUCACGCAUGACUAGCUUGGCUCGGCACCAGCGUCGUCGUGCCUAUGUACUCCAAAUCCGUGCUGUGUGUCAUCCAGAUUAGCGCCUGACCAAUUUUUCCGAAACGCCAUGAGGAAAUGCCUCUCGUCAUGGAGGGCCGCAUGAAAAAAAAACCUCAUCCAGGGCAGGCAAAUUUACAUGGUGAUAACUGUGGGGAUCGGCACGUUUUUGCUCAGAAUACGGACGCUUCAACCCUUACACCCGACUCGACGGAUUUUUUGGCCAGCCCGAAAACGGUAAAAUCCUGGAGCCAGUCGACUACCGCUUCUUCUUCCGGUGUAGUUCUUGGGGAACAAGGCAAAAAAAGCACGACCAGUAGCUGCACAUCGACGUCUGCUACAUCAUCAAGUUUACUUUCGUCAUCAAAACCGAGGAAGUCCUGGUCUCUACUGCUGUCGGAUAGUCUGGCUGGGACAAAACACGCGAAGCAGCCUUGGUGGGUGUAG